AUGGCAUAUGCUACAACUCCUACACCUCCGGCCCUGGAUGCCGACUCCCAACCAAGCUUAAAACUUGCAACAUCUCUCCCUCAGCCGACAUCCUUACAACAUGUUGCCUCCUCUUUACCUGGUCCAAGCUUCACCACCGCUUACUCUUUCACCUCAUCUCCAAUCUCUACUCCGACCUCCGCUUUCCCUGCUCCCGACACUCCGAAUGCUUUCACCCCUGCUAGUACUCCCUUACAGCCAGCUAGCGAAUGCUUACGUGGUCGAGUGAAUGGUCUAUCACUACCUACGCCAGGACCUCUUGAACUUGGUGAAUCUAUGAUGGCCGUUCCCGCCGGCAACCCGUCCAGCUUCAAUGACCCAUCUACUACUUCCAAGGCUCCGGGUCUUAUGCGACGAAUCUCCCGAGGCGCCACCAACAAGCUGACCCGUAGAAGACAGUCUGCAGCUCAGAAUGAGAAACGGGACCGAAGCUCUGGUCCUGUUAUCAUGCGCCGACGCAGCGACAGCAAGACCGGUCCCCAACCUGUCCGAGACAGCGCCCUUGACUCAAGCAAUGAAGAUGAGAGCGAGGCGUUGGACAAUCUUGGCGCAUGGGGCGGCUCUGAAGCAUCCAGCCUUCGUAGCGAGAGCCGCAUGAGUAUGGCUCGUGAGGUUGGGCCCGCUGCUGCUGUUGCCGUCGCCCCCAAGGUGGACUCAGCUGUUCAGCGAGGUACUGUCUUGACCAAGGUUACCAAGAAACGCAGAAAGCAGGUUCGCUUCUUCCUUGACCUAGAUGCCGCCAAGGUUUUCUGGGAUGUGUCCAACCCGCAAAAACGCUUCUAUAUCGACGAUAUCAAAGAGAUCCGGGUUGGCGCCGACGCCCGUAAUUACCGCGAAGAACACCAGAUUCCGGAAGACUUGGAACGCCGGUGGUUCACCAUUGUGAUUGCGGACUCUGACCGCUCCAAGGGCCGAGCAGUCAAGACUUUACACCUCAUCGCCCCCAAUGACCGUAUUCUUGAGCUGUGGAUCACUACACUUGAGCAUAUCUCUCGGUACAGAAUUGGUUUGAUGGCCGGCCUGGCUGGGUCUAGCCAGAGCGAGGCCGUUCUCCAGGCUCAUUGGCAACGUGAGAUGUCGAGACUCUUCCCACAAGGACCCCGUCCUAAUGAGGAAGAAACCCUUGACUUGGCUGCUGUUGAGAAGGUCUGCCGCAGCUUGCAUAUCAACUGCUCCAAGAACAUGCUCCGGGCGCAGUUCAACAAGGCCGAUGCUGCGAACAGUGGUAAGCUGAACUUCUCCCAGUUCAAGGACUUCCUUAUGCGCCUGAAGGAGCGGAAGGAUGUCAAAGAGAUCUUCAAAUCUCACACAGAAAAUUCAAAGGAGGGCAUGACUCAAGAUGAGUUCCUCCUUUUCCUGCGAGAUGUGCAAAACGAAGAUAUCGAUGCCGACCACGCGCAUUGGGCGGCGCUCUUUGACAAGACUGUUCGGCGCUCUUCCAAGUCCCGCACUCCUUCCUCGGAAGGGUCGGAACUCAUCCCUCCUGUCUCGCGUAUGAACUUGGAUUCGUUCUCUGCCUUCCUGGCGUCGUCCAGCAACGGUGUGUACGCGUCACGUGCUCCCCAGUCAAGGUUCGACCGACCAUUGAACGAGUACUUCAUCUCCAGCUCUCACAACACUUAUCUCCUCGGUCGCCAGGUGGCUGGUGCCUCGAGUACUGAGGCUUAUGUCAGUGCCCUUCAGCAGGGAUGUCGUUGUGUAGAGAUCGACUGCUGGGAUGGCGCGGAUGGACGCCCGAUUGUGUCUCACGGCCGAACCCUGACUACCAGUGUUUUGUUCGCGGAUUGUAUCACUGUCAUCAAUCGAUACGCCUUCAUCAGCUGUGAUUUCCCUCUUAUUCUUUCUCUCGAGGUGCACUGCAACCCGGAACAGCAACUGGCCAUGGUCAAAAUCAUGAAGGACACAUUCAAGGAACAGCUCGUGCUCGAGCCUUUGAUGACAAACUGCUUCAUUCUGCCAUCGCCCGAGGAGCUCAAGGGUCGCAUUCUGAUCAAAGUCAAGACCUGCGAUGAGACCGACUUCGAUCCCCGUCAAGAUACUGUCAGCUCUGUCAACACCCAUGGUCGCAAGCGCAGUGCCAGUACACCAUUCGUUCGCCCGACCCUUGGAGAUAUAUCCCCCAACACUCCUCUUCCCUCCCUCUCCAGUCCAUCAACCAUUGGACCCGUCGACAGCAUUGGUCCAUUGAUGUCCCAAGACAGACGUUCCCUUACUGCUACCAGUAUGAGCAGUGCAACCGAAGACAGCGAUGGAGCUCUUGUGUCUGUUCGCAACGAGAAAAAGAAGCGCCGUCGCCAGAAGAGCAAGAUCACCAAAACUCUCUCAGACUUGGGUGUGUACACUCGCGGGUACAAGUGGCACAGCUUCUCUUCUCCGGAAAGCAGACGCUACAACCACAUCUACUCGUUUGCCGAACGCCCCUUCGAGAGCAUCACCCAAAACCACGACAACAAGGUUGCGCUGGAAGCACACAACCGCAAAUAUCUCACCCGGGUGUAUCCGUCCGGUUUCCGACUGCGUUCCUCCAACUUUGAUCCGAACAAAUUCUGGCGCCGUGGUGUGCAAAUGGCCGCUCUGAACUGGCAGACUUACGAUAUUGGCAUGCAAAUGAACCAGGCCAUGUUCGCUGCUGGUACCGAUCGCACCGGUUACAUCCUCAAACCUGAAAGCCUUCGUCUCCCGGCUGUGGAGGAUGGAACCCAGAAGCGCAAGACCGAGCGCAAGAUGGUCCGCUUCUCGGUCGAUGUCAUCUCUGCUCAGCAGCUCCCCCGCCCUCGCACCAUUGGCCAAGACGACAAUAUCAAUCCCUAUGUCGAGAUUGAGAUGUUCAGUGCUGAUGACCGUGGUCAGAGCUUUGUCCUCGGCGAGGGUGGCAUGGAUACUUCCGCACGCAAUGGCAUGUCGGGUAUUGGUUACCCACACCGUCGGCGCACAAAGAUCGAACAGAGCAACGGAUAUAGCCCGGUAUUCAACGACAAGUUCAAGCUGUCGCUGGAAACCAAAUACCCUGAUCUCGUGUUUGUGCGAUGGACUGUCUGGAGCUCGACCGAUGGCCGCAGCGCUGGCAACAACAACAACAGCGUGCAGCUGGCCACUUUCACAGCCAAGCUCACCAGUCUCUCUCAAGGCUACCGCUACCUCCCUCUCUACGACGGCAGCGGCGACCAAUACCUCUUCUCAACUCUCUUCUGCAAGAUCUCCAAAGAGGAUCCCGUUCCCGUCCAGCGCCUGGAUCUCGAAGAGCUUCGCGCCGAACGCAUGGGCAUUUUCCGCCAGAUUGGUCAGACCGUCUUCAAGCGCUCAUCCUCUACUGAACGCGACAAGGAUCAAUAUCAGGAUCGCAGUGAUCCCGUCAGUCCGGAGGACAAGGAAAGUUCCCCGAACCUGACACCGACCAUAUCAACCACCUCGACUUCCUCAUUUAUUCAAUGA
Molecule: messenger RNA, 3471 nt
Organism: Penicillium antarcticum
Lineage: Eukaryota; Fungi; Ascomycota; Eurotiomycetes; Eurotiales; Aspergillaceae
Product: putative 1-phosphatidylinositol-4,5-bisphosphate phosphodiesterase Plc1
Exons: 1
Coding region: 1-3471 (1156 amino acids)
Biological process (GO): lipid metabolic process; phosphatidylinositol-mediated signaling
Molecular function (GO): calcium ion binding; phosphatidylinositol-4,5-bisphosphate phospholipase C activity
Source: RefSeq, a predicted model, not a curated record